This is a messenger RNA of Cladophialophora immunda, 1136 nucleotides long. RefSeq lists its product as uncharacterized. NCBI's taxonomy places the organism in Eukaryota, Fungi, Ascomycota, Eurotiomycetes, Chaetothyriales, Herpotrichiellaceae. The record is from RefSeq and is a predicted model, not a curated record. Gene Ontology annotation, cellular component: mitochondrion. The transcript has a single exon. The coding region runs from base 48 to 653 and encodes 201 amino acids.
GUCCAAGACGACUUUUCACCCGAACAUCCAGCAGCACUUCGAUCAUAAUGUCGUGGUUCACGUCAUGGUUCACGUCGCCAAAGACCUCAGUGCCUCCUGCAGCCAGUCAGCCUCCAGCCACCGAGAAACGCGUCCUCGAGGAGCCCGUGAAACCGGUCGAGCCCACCAUUGAAGCAGUCAAACCCGCUGCACCGCCCCAGCCCGCGCAGGCCGAGCGCUUGAACAGAAACAAACUCAUUUUCGGAGCUGGCGCCGCAUUCUUCGCCUUCUCCCUCCUCGUCACCCGCAGAAGCCUUGCGCGGAAACGACUGGCCUCCAACCCAGCCUUCUACGCCAAUGCGCCGGGACACCAGGCAGAGCAGGCGAAAAAAGUGAAUGGUACCAUGGAGGCUGUCGAAGCAUUGAACAUUGCGACGAUCAAUGUGCUGUCUCUGUCGAUGAUGGUCACGGGUGGAGCGCUAUGGUACCUCGAUAUCAACAGUUUGGCAGAGGCGCGGCGGAAAUUAAGAGGUGGGCUGGGCGUUGACGGGACGGGCAAGUCGGAGAAGGAAGCAGAGGAGGAGUUUGAGGAGUGGAUGGCGACAGUGUUGGCACGGAAGGAAGCGAAAGGACCGCGACCUUCGCAGGCGAAUGAACGGGGUCAAGAGAGGUGAUUAGCACCCUAAGAAGGAGGCAUACCGAUGUAUCUCGACGACAGAGGAGCCUGUGAGGGUUGAAACAAACCUGCGGAUAACGAGGGAAAGGAUGUUGAGUCGCCCCUGACAUCUUCGCCGGCACCACCUCGACACACCUAUCGCUGGCGCCAGGAGACAGGAAAGGCAGAGACCGAACCAAGACCUUUCCCAAGACCCAUUCAGAGCACAAUUGCUCUGCUCAAAAGGGUACCCGAGCAGAAAUACCCAUGUCACAAUGUGCGAUCAACAACUACCCCUUCGCGGCGGUCACAUUCCCCAGCAAGCGAAAUGGCGACCUCGACAACUGUACAAUCAUCCACCUUUGAUUCGACGCAUGUCUUUGCAGAUCCCCAAAAGUAUUCAACAAUAUUCCUUAAAUUACAUUAUCUUUGUCUCCUAAGUCGAGGCAAAGUGGGCUGUAUAUAGACCUGAUCUGCCGGUCGGGAAAUAAAUGAAUCCACG